AUGGCUUCUAGAUUUCGGUAUGCCAUCAAUUCCAAGUGCGUGCAAUGGCAUGCAAACUGCAACUACAUUGCAACUGGAUCAAGUGACAAAACUGUUCGCUUGUGGGAUGUCCAGAGUGGCGAGUGUGUCAGAAUUUUCAUUGGCCAUAGGAGUAUGAUAUUGUCGUUGGCAAUGUCACCUGAUGGUCGUUAUAUGGCAUCAGGUGAUGAAGAUGGAAAAAUCAUGGUGUGGGAUCUUGCAAGUGGUCGUUGUAUUACCCCUUUGGUUGGUCACGCCUCUUGUGUAUGGACACUUGCUUUCAGCUGUGAAGGUUCUCUUCUUGCAUCUGGUUCUGCUGAUUGCACUGUGAAAUUAUGGGAUGUAACCACGAGUACUAAGAUGCCAAAAUCUGAAGAGAAUAAAUCUGGAAGUACCAAUAGGCUUCGAUCAUUGAAGACUCUCCCUACUAAAUCCACUCCAUUAUAUGCUUUGCGGUUUUCUCGAAGAAAUCUUCUCUUUGCUGCUGGUGCUUUCUCAAAAAGUGCAUAAUAUUACAACAUAUUCACAUUGGAAAAUUUAGAGUGAUUAUGGCUUCUAGAUUUCGGUAUGCCAUCAAUUCCAAGGGAGAAAGACCAUAAACCGGGGAGAACUUCUCGGGGAAAAGGUGCUAUUGCCAGGAGGAGCAUUGGGAGAGUGAGUAGUUGGAAAUGCUUUAGGUUUUUUUAUGCUUCCAUUUACUUUAGCCACUUAUUGGCCUUUAUUUUUAGGAUUUAUACUGCUUGAGAUCUGAUCUAAUUAUGUUAUAUAUGUUGAAACACAAAGGCCUAUUUAUGUCUAUGAAUACGUAGCCUGAUGAGAGGGCACAAUGUAUCUAUAUAUAUUUGUAUGUUGUCUCUUCAUUGAAAACAUUAAAGAAAAAAUAUUCUCUUUAUUUA
Messenger RNA from Ipomoea triloba (trilobed morning glory), 914 nucleotides. RefSeq names its product transcription initiation factor TFIID subunit 5-like. Gene Ontology annotation, molecular function: protein binding; RNA polymerase II general transcription initiation factor activity. The coding region runs from base 1 to 528 and encodes 175 amino acids. NCBI's taxonomy places the organism in Eukaryota, Viridiplantae, Streptophyta, Magnoliopsida, Solanales, Convolvulaceae. Gene Ontology annotation, cellular component: transcription factor TFIID complex. Gene Ontology annotation, biological process: transcription initiation at RNA polymerase II promoter. The transcript is spliced from 6 exons. The record is from RefSeq and is a predicted model, not a curated record.